UAAAAUUCUUACUCUAGCGAUAGUUUAAACAGCUAGAAAACAUAACUUAAUUAAAGAGUGAACCAUGAAAUCAUAGUAAAUGAUUUAGGAUCAUUAAUCAUAAGAGAAUUAAUAGUAUAACUAAAGUUUUUAAUUUGUUGUAAUAUUAUGACGUAUAAAUAAUAGAAAUUAAGGCAUAAAAAAUGAGUAAUAAUUCAGAACAAUCGCCUCCAGACAGAUUCCAGAUUGAAAUAGAGACAAAACCAGUCAAUAAAAAUAGCAAUACUUAUUUAUGUACACUGUGCAUGAACAACAAGUUUAAGAUCAUAUGUUCGAGAUGUCUCAGCUUAGGUCUAUUUUCUUACAAAAACUCAGAAGAGAGGUUUGUGGACAAACAGCAGAAAUUGAAGAACUUAAAGAAUGCACAGCUCUUAUUGAACAAUCAAUUUACGAAGCAAUUUCACAUGCUAAAGAAGCUCGAAAAUUUGCGCAAUGGCAUUUUAAAAAGUCGUAAACAAAAUGUUCUCUUAGUUAAUUUAAUUAAGGAAAAGAAGGAGAGUAUUCAAAAAAUGCAGGAAGUGAAAAAAGAGAAUCACGAAAAAAAUAGAUCAAUGAGAAUAAUUCUUCCAAAAUAUGAGGAUAAGGUCAAUAAAUUGGGCGAUUAUGUGAUGAUUGCAGUCGAGAAGAAUGACAUUUUAAGGAAAAAGAGUCAGGAACAAAUGGAGCAAUUAAAGAAUCUACGUCGUAUUAAUGUAGAGAAAUUAAUUGAGUAUAUAUUCCCAAUCUCAGUUAAAGUCAGCAAAAAUUCAUUUCAGCAUGAGAUUGACAAAGAUGCAAAUGCGAUUCUUCCAACAAAUGAUGAGAGUCUCGGAAGUGACUAUUUCACCAAAGAGUAUGUUAUAGCCAAUGGACCAAGUCUACCAUCAAAUGGAAAUUACUUUUAUGAAUACUGUCGAUGGCUGACACAUAAUAAGAAUAAUGCUACAAAUAAUGCAGCACAAUCGGAUGAAGGCAUGGAACGAUUAACUCAUAAAGCUUAUAGUAUUGUAGCUGCUUUGACUUUUAUUGCUCAGUUGAUUGUUUCACUUAGCUUUUAUUUAGACGUUAAACUACCGUAUAAAAUUACAUCCAAUGACUUUAUAAAAGUGAUCUUAAAUGAACAACAAUUUAGGAAGAAAAUUUCAAAAUUAAAUUACAAUGUUGCUUACUUUGGAUAUAUGCAGAAUGUUCCAAAAACAAAUAUUCACUCAUCAUAUAUCAUGGAAAAUAUUCAAAACAUCCUGCACAUCAUUGGUGAUCGUAAAGAGAGCUUAGAAGAGAUUUCUAGUGGUGCUGACUCAAUUUCUCUAUCAUUUACUGGAUUCACUGAUCUCAAUGACGACAAUGCGACAAGUGAUUUUGACAGCGAAGAUGACGACACCCAAAAAGAUUGGGAAAUUGCAAAUAUUCCAUCGAAUAUUGAAGUUUUACAUGCGACAAUGCCACAGCCACAAGAAACGGCAAUGUCAUCGACAAUUAUGAAUAACAUUUCAAAUGUUGCUCAUUCGCUGUUUUGGAAUCGAUGGAACAAAUAAUAAUAAAAUGAAAUAUUAUUGAGUAAUAAAAAAAAGAGCUAAACU
Molecule: messenger RNA, 1598 nt
Organism: Chironomus riparius
Lineage: Eukaryota; Metazoa; Arthropoda; Insecta; Diptera; Chironomidae
Source: the annotation of a GenBank genome assembly